Messenger RNA from Caretta caretta (loggerhead turtle), 1095 nucleotides. RefSeq names its product glucose-6-phosphatase catalytic subunit 1-like. The record is from RefSeq and is a predicted model, not a curated record. Gene Ontology annotation, biological process: glucose 6-phosphate metabolic process; gluconeogenesis. Lineage: Eukaryota; Metazoa; Chordata; Testudines; Cheloniidae. Gene Ontology annotation, cellular component: membrane. Gene Ontology annotation, molecular function: glucose-6-phosphatase activity.
AUGGACCUGCUGCACAGUGCUGGGGUGCAGGUGGUACAGUACCUGCAGGAGAACUACCAGGGCUCCCAGGACUGGUUCCUCUUCAUCUCCUUCGCUGCCGACCUUAAAACCACCUUCUUCAUCCUCUUCCCCAUCUGGUUCCACCUCUGCGAGGCGGUGGGCGUCAAGCUGAUCUGGGUGGCCGUGAUUGGGGACUGGCUCAACUUGGUCUUUAAGUGGGGAGUGAUGCUCUUUGGGCAGAGACCCUACUGGUGGGUCCGGGAGACCGGUUACUAUGGCAACACCUCCACCCCUGUGAUCCAGCAGUUCCCCCUCACCUGUGAGACCGGCCCAGGAAGCCCCACAGGCCACGCCAUGGAUUCUGCUGGAAUCUACUACGUCAUGGUGACUGCCCUGCUGCCCGGCCUCCUGGGCACCCAACACAGGUCCUGUGCAGCCAGGUGCCUCCGCGGCCUCCUGUGGCUAGUGUUCUGGGCCGUGCAGGUCUGCGUCUGCUUGUCCCAAGCCUUCCUAGCAGCUCACUUCCCCCAUCAGGUGAUGGCAGGUAUCAUCUCAGGUGAUGUAGACAUACCUAUGGAGACUUUUCCGCCCCUGGCAGAAGCAUUUGACCACAUCCCCGCCAUCUACAGCGCCAGUCUCCGGAGGUACCUGGGCACCACCCUCUUCCUGUUCAGCUUCGCCCUGGGGUGCUACCUGCUGCUGAAGGCUCUCGGUGUUGACCUGCUGUGGACCCUGGAGAAAGCCAAGAGGUGGUGUGACCGGCCGGAGUGGGUCCACAUUGACACCACCCCCUUCGCCGGCCUCCUCAGGAACCUGGGGAUCCUGUUUGGGCUGGGGCUGGCCCUCAACUCCCAGAUGUACCUGGAGAGCUGCAAAGGGAAAAUGGGCCAGCAGCUGCCCUUCCGCCUGAGCUGCAUCGUGGCCUCGCUCCUCCUCCUGCACCUCUUCGACUCCUUUGACCUCCCCACGGAUAGAGAGCUACUGUUCUACGUCCUGUCCUUCUGCACGAGCACCGCUGCCCACCUGUGUGUGGUGGCACUCAUCCCCUACUGCAUUGCCCAGGUGCUCAGGAGGGGCCACAAGAAGAUGCUGUAG